UCACACUUUACCAUUGCUGAUGCAGGCGAAAGUGGAGCAGAAAAUGUGGAUUACGCACGUCUGAAAGUGCUGGAGAUUUUCAUCAACGAGUCGUUGAGGUACCAUCCGGUGGUUGACUUCACCAUGCGCAAAGCUCUGGAAGAUGACGACAUUGAAGGCAUCAGCGUUAAAAAAGGAACAAACAUCAUUCUCAACAUCGGUCUCAUGCACAAGACGGAAUUUUUUCCCAAACCCAAAGAAUUCAACCUGCACAAUUUUGACAAAACGGUUCCCAAACGUUUCUUCCAGCCGUUCGGAUGCGGGCCUCGCUCCUGCGUGGGCAAGAACAUCGCCAUGGUGAUGAUGAAGGCCAUCCUGGUUACACUCCUGUCUCGUUUCAGCGUGUGUCCGCGCCAAGGUUGCACCGUCAACAGCAUCAAGCAGACCAACGACCUGUCCCAGCAGCCAGUGGAAGACGAGCACAGCCUGGCUAUGCGCUUCUCCCCGCGAACAACGCAACAUGGAUACGCUCUUGACACUGACAAUGUCGGCUCAGACUACUUGCUUUCAGCGUCUGUAAAAAGGUGCUAAAUUUGUACCUUCUAAUGGCUUGUCACUGAGGCAUUUUAGGACACUUACAAUUUGUAAUCGUACACUUUUAGCAACAACGCGUACUAUCUAGAUCAGGGAUUAAAACAGU
Molecule: messenger RNA, 679 nt
Organism: Hippocampus comes (tiger tail seahorse)
Lineage: Eukaryota; Metazoa; Chordata; Actinopteri; Syngnathiformes; Syngnathidae
Product: brain aromatase-like
Exons: 2
Biological process (GO): response to estradiol; female gonad development
Cellular component (GO): endoplasmic reticulum
Molecular function (GO): aromatase activity; iron ion binding; heme binding
Source: RefSeq, a predicted model, not a curated record